Melanaphis sacchari is the source of this 582-nucleotide messenger RNA. Its product is annotated as general transcription factor II-I repeat domain-containing protein 2A-like. Lineage: Eukaryota; Metazoa; Arthropoda; Insecta; Hemiptera; Aphididae. The coding region runs from base 1 to 582 and encodes 193 amino acids. The record is from RefSeq and is a predicted model, not a curated record. The transcript has a single exon.
AUGGAUAGAGAAAGAAGAAAAGUAGAAAAUGAAAAUAGACAGUUUUGUCCUGAAUGGAUGGACUUAUAUUGUUUUAUUUUACCAGAUAGAGUAGGUGCCUUACCUGUUUGUUUGAUUACAAAUCAAACAGUGACUGUUAUGAAAGUGUUUAAUAUCAAACGUCAUUAUGAGACACACAAGUCAUUUGCCGAAAAAUUCCUAUUGGGUACUGGCCUUCGUAAAACAAAAAUUGAAAAUCUAAAAAUGAAAUACAAAUCGGCAACUCAAAUUUUGACUGAACAACAGAAAUGUGCACAGGCAUCUUUACAAAUUUCGUGGAUACUCGGUAAAAAUAUGAAGCCAUUUACAGAUGCUGAUAUUGUUAAAGAAUGUAUGCUUCAGUCUGUAAAUAUACUGUUUGGAAAUAAAAAGGAAAUUAUCGAAACUUUUCGUCAUAUCCCAAUAUCAGCAUCUACUAACACGAGAAAUACUGAAGUACUGGCCAAAAAUAAUCACAAUCAGUUGAAACAAGAUCUAUCUACUGCUGAUUUUUAUUUUAUAGCCUUGGAUAAAUCUUGUGAUAUCACAGAUACUCUCAGCUAA